AUGCUGGGGUUCUUCUACGAAAUCUGCGACACCGAGCAGCCGGCCCGAGACGAGAACUACACUGACGAGGCAUCAGCCACGAGGGUCAGGAACGCCGUCCAAGACUGGCGCGAGCGCUUGAAUGCGAAGGACGCUGCUGGGGGCCUCGACAAGGCCAUGGGAGUGCCUGCAAAGCUGAAGAACCCAUGGGGUGUUCGCUUCAAGCCGCGCAGCUCCGCCUCUUCCAUGAGCAUGCGUCAGAUCCGGGGCGACUCAGUGGGACAGUUGGUGCAGCUGGACUGCCUGGUGGUCAGCGUGCAGCAGGUGAAGCCCAAGGUGCAGAUCGUCACUUACCAUUGUGAGACUUGCGGCUGUGAAGUCUUCCAGUCCGUCGAGGCAGACACCUACACGCCUCCGAAGGAGUGCCCUUCGACAAAGUGCAAGGAGAACAAGCAGUCCGGCAACUUGCACCGCAUGGUACGUUCCUGCGCCUUCACCCGCCACGAGGAGGUGAAAGUUCAAGAGCUUGCAGAGCACGUGCCGGCGGGCGGAAUCCCGAGGACAAUGACUGUGCAGGCGGAAGGCGAUCUUACCCGCAUGGUAAAGCCGGGCCAGUCCAUCACUCUGACGGGUGUCUUCUUUCCCCAAGAUCUCCCCUAUGCCAUGAGGAUGAGGCAGCAGAGCACGCAAAAGAUGUUCAUCGAAGCUCAUCAUUUCCAAAAGCACAAGAGUGGCUACAGCGAGACCGUCGCUGAUGAGGCGCGUGCAAGCUGA
Symbiodinium necroappetens is the source of this 753-nucleotide messenger RNA. NCBI's taxonomy places the organism in Eukaryota, Dinophyceae, Suessiales, Symbiodiniaceae. The record is from the annotation of a GenBank genome assembly.